GCAAGAAAAAAACCAAGAGAAGAACCUGAAGAAAGCGGCAAAAAUUUAGAAAAAUCUGAAGAAAGUGGCAAAACUUCUGAAAAAAAUCAAGACGUCUCAGAAGUAACUAAGGUAAGUUCUGAUGAGCAAGAACCAGAGGAUAAUGAAGAGACUUCUAAUAAAGAUCAAGAUAAUUCAGAAAAAGAAGAAUAUACCCCCGAAGAAGAUACCUCUGAAGAAGAUGCUUCCAAAGAAGAUCAGAAAUAA
Molecule: messenger RNA, 246 nt
Organism: Dentiscutata heterogama
Lineage: Eukaryota; Fungi; Glomeromycota; Glomeromycetes; Diversisporales; Gigasporaceae
Source: the annotation of a GenBank genome assembly